Neolamprologus brichardi is the source of this 685-nucleotide messenger RNA. The record is from RefSeq and is a predicted model, not a curated record. Lineage: Eukaryota; Metazoa; Chordata; Actinopteri; Cichliformes; Cichlidae.
AUGGAAACGGCUUCACUCUGCCUACUCAUCUCAGCCACGCUGAGUAUCCAGCCAGACAGAACUCAGUUCUUUCGCUAUGAAGCGUUCAGUCUCAACUGUGCAGUGCCAGGAAACUUUAACGGCUGGGCAGUGAGAAGAAGCACCUCCAUGGGGUUGCGUGUUUUAUGUGAGGAUGGCUGGGGUCGCCCAAAUGGAUCCUCCUGCAUCAAUAACAGAGCCUACUCAGCAGACAGUGGACUGUACUGGUGUGAGUCUGAGAAGGAAUGCAGCAACACCCUCAACAUAACAGUGAACAUUGGUGUGGUGAUCCUAGAGAGCCCUGCGCUUCCCGUGACUGAGGGAGAUGAUGUGACACUUCGCUGCUCCUACAAGGAAAGAUAUGAUGAGUAUUCGUCAUCAGAUUUCUUUGCUACUUUCUACAAAGAUGAUGUUUUCAUUGGAAAGUAUGCUAGAGGAGAGAUGAUCCUUAAAAAUGUGCCCAUGUCUGUCCAUGGCUUCUACAACUGUGAACACCCUGAACAUGGAAAGUCCCCACAGAGCUGGCUGAGUGUGAGAGCCAGAGCUCAGCCUUCAAGUGAGCCUCCUUUGAUGUCUCUGCCCAGUCUUGUGUCCACAAUCCUGCUGUUCCUCCUCUACACUGCUAUAGCUAUGCUGUGCAUAUACACGUACCGAAAGUGGGCUCGAG